AUAAGAGUUUCAGUUUGGUUUAGGUAAUCUGGUACUUUAUUCUAGUGAAAAACUGCUUUCUUUUGACAAUGCUGCUUGUUCUGUUUCAAUAUGGCUUCAUAAAAUAAAUUUACAUUUGGUCCAUGGAUCCAUCAGUGCUGCAUCUAACACUAAGGAUGUUGGUGCUUGUCUCCCACAAGAAGCCGCUGUUUGUCUGAGGACCAGGACCUCUGUAAAGAGACAGUAAGAGUUGCUUCUACCGGGUUAGCAGCUCUCAGUUUUGGGGAGCAAAUCCUGGAAAGGAGAAUGAGAUGUGGCCUCCUCCAUGUGAGCCACCAGGGCUCAGGAAGCCGCACUGGUGGGUUGUCUGGAGCAUGCUGGGCUGGGUGGGCUCUGACCUGUGCCUGUCUUGGAGAGGGGAGGAGUGUCACCCGUGUCGGGGAAAGGGAGUUUGAACUGGGCAAUGCUGGCUCAGCGUGGGGCAUUUCAUGGCUGCCUGCUGAAGAAGUAACAGCUUGUGUUCCUCCUUUCUCCUCCAACCCUGCAUGGCACCGUUCUCCUUCAUCACGAUGUUCUGUGUGAUGAGGGCUUGAAAGGGAAGAGGAAAAAAGGUUGCUGGGCAAGUAUGUCUGACCCAGGGCAGGGAAGAAGCUUAAGAAUGGUUGUACUGAGCUAAAUUAUGUAGCAAAAUAGAAGAUCCUUUCUGUUUGGUCAAAGUAUCACCUUCUUUUUUUGAUUUUUAGACUGGCAAAAAGAGUAAAUUUUGCUAUUCUGUGCUGUUAAAAUAUCCAGAACAAUUUGUCAGCACCAGAUCCAUGCCUAGCUUUCUAUGCUAAAGCUGCUAAAUUCCUCACAGUUCUCUUGUAUUAUUCUUCCCCAGACAGGAAGACUAAUUGUUUGUUUGUUUGUUUGAAAUCUUUCCUGUGAUUAGAUUUGUCUUGGCUUAGCCCUCUUCUGAACAUUUAACCUGACUUCUAAGCCUCCAAAUAUUGUCAAAAACGCGUGUUGUAGCAACCAGAGCAGGUAAGGUAAAUCCAAGCACCGUGAUAGAUAUACUUUGUGUAAGUUUUAUGUGGAAUUUAAGCAUAUUUUUGUGUAGGUUUUAUGUGGAAUUUAAGCAUAUUUUUGGAGUCAACUAACACUGGGGCUUUUUGUUUUUCUUGAAGCCCUAUUCCACCUCUGGGGAAGAUAAUUUUUAUUUUAUUGUUUAUGUAAGAUGUGUACAAAAUUUAAGAAAUGCAUGUGGACUUAUGGAGAGUUGGAUAAGAUAUUCAAAGACUGUCAGAAUGGAUUUCCUGCAUUUGAAAUUGUGCUCUUUAGUUAGUACAUUAAAUACAUUAAAAACUUAGGUGAUCUCUAUUAUCCCUUUUUAGGAACAGUUACACAGUUUAGUGGACAAGCAUGUGGAAAUCACUGCAACUUUUUUCAAGAUGGUUCUUCUUUGGAAGAGAAGAUGUCUGCUUUGAAAUUUCUGUAGUAUCUCUUUGUUAAAGGAGAAUUCCUAGUAAGAGAUACUAUUCUGUCUGCAAUAAUAAUGCUUCUUAUUGGACAUAGAGAAUCAAAUCUCUGCAUAUAGUCUGUUUAGGAUUAUCUAUUGUAAAGCACUGGCCUCUUUGAAACAAGUAACCAGUCUUGCACUAUCUGCAUUAGUGAAAAUAAAUAAGAGGCAGCAGGAUUUUGACUUGCACUUACACAACCAGCAACUGGAAAAAUGCCAGGUUCUAAAAGUAACUUGAUGUCUUUACAUGAGGAUGUUAUAAAUGAUACUUCAGACUUGAGUGAAAUGAAAAUUUCAGAUGAAAAAGGAUCUGUAGAAAAAAGAACAAUGACUCUGAUUGAGAAGAAUGGCUAUUCCGACUCUGUAUACAUAAACGCAGCUAAGAUUUUUCAAGGCAUUCAUACUGAAAAGUGUAAGGAAAGAAUAUUGGUGCGGUAUGGUGAUGACUCAGUAUUUCCCAUGCUGACUUUUAAAGAUGAGUAUUCUCAGUAUGUAUCUUAUGAACUGGCUUUCAGUGCUCUAAAAUAUCAAGAUCUUCUUGAAGAAAUAUUAUUAGAUAGUUGUGUUUACCCAUGCCAGUCCAUACCAGAUGAAUUAACCAGCUUGCUUGUUGUGAUGUUUUAUGAUCUACAAGACCGAAAGUUUCAAGCACGAGACAUAUUUGGCGAAGAGGAACCUGUAGCAGAAGUUCGGAAAAUAGAGCGUUAUCUACACAGUUUUAAGACCAAACUGGCAGCUACACUAGCAAGGUGGCGCAUCAAACAUAAUGCUCUUUCAAUUGAAUACAUUCUGCCAGAAACCAUACGGAAGCAGGAACAAAGGGCUUCUGCUUUACCUUUAUGUGUUUGGAUAAACACAUUUAAAAUCAGCCUUCAAGACGUUUUCAGCGAUUUGAAGAAGAAGGGAUUCUCAAGAGUUGAAUCUGUGUCAGACUUCGACUGUUAUACGUACUGUAUGGACCAACAUUGCCAUGAUGUCUUGUUUUUUCCUCCUGCUCUUAAAGAACAGCUGCUUAAUUCAGAUCUUUUUGCAGAUUGCAAACUCUUACUGCAGGAUAAGUCUCGCAGCCUUGCUGUACACUCUGCACAGGCACUGCUCAAUACGGGUGAUGACAUUAUAGUGGCUCAUGUAGGUUCCCAUCUGACCAUUGCCCAUUUGUCAGCGCUGACAGUUCACACCAUGUCCAGAAUUUUUGUUUGCGGUGUAAAAUCUUCAUCAGAAGCAGAUGAACUGAGGAACUUAUUCAAUCACAUGGGAUGUAAAAAUGCAGGAUUGCUAAGAGACCUUUUCCAAGGAUCUGUACCUGAGGAUAAACUCAGUAUUCUUGCUGAGAGGCAGCUUAAGGAGUUGAUGCAUGCAAUGAAGUUUAACAAAGUACAAGCUAUUGUUUACUGCACUUGUUCGGUUUACCCAGAAGAAAAUGAACUAGUAGUGAAAAAAGCACUGGAAUCUGGAGUGGAAGGAAAUAAAGUACAACCAUAUAGGCUUAUUCCCCCUGUUUUUUCUACUUGCUCCAAUUCAGAGUCUUCCACGGAAACUUUUUUCAAAAUGGAGCCAUCAGAAAUUUCCGGUAGCUGUUUUCUAGCUGUUCUAGGAAGAGAGAAAGAUUCUGCUGAAAACGUGCCCGUUAAAGACAUUUUGGCUCGUGCCGCAGCAAAAGGACUACUAGGUGGCAUUGUUCUGGAAAAAUCAAAUGAGGAGGCGAAAAAUCAGAGAGUGACACAAGCAACACAACGUGGACGUAAGACUACUGGUGGUGGUGCAGAGGCGAGGACAGCAGGGUUCCUUCACCAUCAACCCGUACCUAAUGUUGAGGCUGAAGUUUCCGUGUGUAAAGCGCAGGCAAAGAACGUGAACCGCACGAACGGCUGCGUUCAGCCGAGGAAAACUAUCGACCCCGCCGCGGGCCGAGCUCCGCCUCGGGCGCGGAAGCACACGCCUCACUUGUCACCCGUGGCCAAGGCCCACGAACGCCAGACCCGCCCUAGAAAGGCAGGUGCAGAAAGGAAGAGGCUUGUAUUGAAGCCCGUGGAGAUUGUUUUGCCUCCAGGGAUCACGCCAUACGGCAGAUCGCAAAGAAACAAACCCAGGACGUCAGCCCUUCGCUGCGUCCGUGGCUGGACGGGGAGGAUGUUUCCAGCACCCCUGUCCAAAGCGGUCAGGCCAGCGGGGCUGAGCUCUCCUCGACCACGGCUGUAAGAAUCUUCCAACUCUGCCCUACCUUCACACAGAAGGUAAAGAUUCCCGUAUGUAUUCAUCAGUGCACUUAGAUUACAGUAGACCUUUAGGCAGGAUAAUCUUGCUGUGGGAAAGAGAUACAUUAUGGGAUAUUUGCAUAGAAAUAUAUCCGUAUUAGUCAUUUUUAAAGCAGUAAUCACACUUUAAAGUGAACGCAGCCCAGCUGCAUGAGGUGGAUAGACCACUGAGGGCAGUGAGGUCAAAAAAACUACAGCUUCUUGCUGUACACUUUAACGUGACAAGUUAAAGCAUACACUCCUCCCGCCUCACCCACGACCUGCACCGAUCUGGAGGAAUACUCAAUUUCAAACCGAUUUUUUUAAAAAGUGAGACUGCAUUUUUUUAAGUGGCCAUUUCUCUUUGCAAGUGCUAGAUACCAUGUAGAUUGUGACACACGGCAAGUAAGCCUUGCAGAGCAAGCCAGCUAGCUCACCUUUAUUUCUAAAACUAGAUGUGAACUUUUGUACAGGCAACUGGCCAAGUACACUAAAGCCCAUGCAUAGGCUUUCGAGCACUUCCUCCCCUGGUUUCUACUCAGGUAUGCUUCAAAAUAUUCACAGUGAAAACCAGAUAAAAUGUUCUCAUGCUGAAAACGCUGAAUUGUCAUCAUAAUGUCAUGUUAGACUGUGUCAUGGCUUAUAACUGCUUUUCACCAACUUCUGUAACACAAGCAGUUCUUAAUUGAAAAGACUUGCUGCUGUCAAAGUUAUUUUUAUAAAUGUUACUGCUAGUCAGCUGAAUAAUGACUGAACACAGAGUAGUUUGUCUUUGGGAACAGCUGUGGGCUUGUAACCCGUUCCCUCUUGCUAGCAAAUACAAAAUAAAGUAACUGUAAAAUAGCUACAAUUGUUUUAUAAUCUGAGCAGAGGAUAAAAGUAACAGAGAUACUUUUAACAAUAAUCUGAGUUAGUAUUAAAACGGGGACAGUAUAAAGAAGGAAAACGACAAACAAUGACAGCAAGAGAAACCUUAAGGAUUGUAUUUAGAUUAGAAGUGUAGAAAUGAAACAAAGAAAGCAUAGCCCUAUAGAAGGGCAAAGGUAGCUGUGGCCCAGAAGAGAAAUUUUCCUCAAGGCAAUCAUUUAAGAUACUUGGCAAGAGUGUUGCCAAUAGUGUCAACAAUAUAGGAUGGAAUCUUAACCUAUGGGACACGUGAGUCUGGAUGUAGAUACAAACAGAGGAAAUGUUUUAACAGCUCUGUUUUUUGCCUCACCCACACCGGUCACCGGUCGAUGGAUCAGCCCUACCUUUAGAAGAAAGGCUGUGAAGGAUUCUACACCAGCAGCAUGGACAGCUGGCUCUUGUGCAUCAGAUAAAUACCUUUGUCUCACUGAAGCUGUGAAAAUUUCUUUUAGAAUUUUAAUCUGGGUCAGGUGUCCUAUUCAAAGGCAUCACUCACCUACUGCAUAGCCUCAUGAAUAACCCGUGCUCCUUACCUGUUCCAACAAAAGGAUGAACUCUACUCUUGUUUCUGAACAAACUUGUAAGGACAGAUCUAGAACUGUGCCCACGCAAUGUAUAGAACAGGAAAAAAAAAAAAUCCCUAUUUUAUUUCAAAACCAUCUUGGAGGAGGAAAGAUUCUACAUGUUAGAUAAAAGGAAUGGAGAGUAAGGAGAUUUCUUUUUUUUUUUUUUUCAGUAUGGUUGUUAAAUGCUUAAACUUAGAGAUGCUGCAGUUGGAGAACUAAACUCAAUUUUUUUAAACUGAAAUUUGUAUAAUUAAUUAUUAAAUGUAAUUAAAAUUACUUGUAAAAGAACAUGUAUGUGGCUGAUGAUAGAAUUUCUGAGCUACUUAUGUAAUAUGCGUCAUGGAUGUCCCACUGUCGGCCUCAUCUUGCUUUCAGGAGUUUGUGUCUUUGAAAUAUUCUGGAGGCUAAACCAGUUAGAAUCUUGAUGUCUUUCCGAGAAUAUCAAAGAGCUGGUAGUGAAGAAUUUGAUUCUGCAGGUCAGAACUUUGUAAGCACCGAACAUCCCAUGGUGGCAACGUCGGGGACUGACUUCAGAGGGCUCAUGGGUAGGAGCCUAUGCUCAGUUAGACACUUGACUUUUUACAGUAAAGCUGUAUCUUAUGUGACUAAUUUUGUGUAUUCCAGUUAUGUAUCUGUAAUUUGCAACUAGAAAGUGUUGAGUCAGUUUUCCAGAUACAGAAGUGCCCGUUGUACUGCUACCGCCUCUAAACCACCAGUAUGUUUUUCCCUCCCCUCAACCACAAUUUGGAACGAAAAGAAGUAAUUUCCCAGUUUCAUGGACCAGUAACAAUUGAGACAAUCGUUUUAUGCAGCUAAAUUUAUUCUCAGAACAGAUUACAUUUAAAUGUGGAGAAGUGGUCAACAGCAGGGAAAAUUGUCCUUUUCGGUGUCAAUCAGGUGCUUUAUGUAAGACUUGAACUCUGCUAAUAAACAGGGGGGGUGUUUCCUUCUUUCCUACCUGCUUUCGCUGACUGUACAGCACAAGUUUUAGCAAUGUAUUAAUUAACCUGCCCAAGAGAGGAGCAAUGGGCUUAAUGGUAAUGCUGAAAGGCUGAGCCCACAGUAGCUGUUGAAAUAAUAAAGGUCUUUUUUCCCACGGGUGAUCUACUAACAAUCUUAGGUCCCUACUUAAAUGGUCUAUGAAAUGCUUGAUAAAAUGAAAAGAAAGGGAUGUAGAACUCUUAGUGACACAGACCUGGUGUAAGCUAAUAGAUGCUCCACAGUUUUUGUUCCUCUGUCACGAAAGGGCAUGUUGGUUCAGUGGGUACAGGUGACUCUGCACACAAAGUAUGUGACUACGAACUCAUUUUGCUGUGAAUGGAUUCUGUGCCCUUCCAGGCAAUUUUUCUUACUCCUGUUUAACUACCCUGUAGCCUUGUAUCUCCCACACUCCCUUCCUCCCCUUCAAAUGAAAUUGUAAGUGGCUUAAAUAAACCUACAGCCAGCACUGCAGAUUUCAAAAGAAAGGCUUUUAUCUCUUAGUCGUUGACGGUGAAUAUAAAUCGCCUUGCUUCUGCAAGGGAGCGUAUUACUGACAUGACUGACAUGUGAUACUUACCUCUAAGUUACUACUUGCAUUGAAAAAAAUUAAGAAAUUAGCUUUGCUUUUACAUGAUUUUUCUACAGACUUCAGUAAAAACGUGACUACAAAUAAUUACAAAGCCUGCCUUCUUUUAGGCAACCUAUAGUAUACAGAGUGGAGAAUGUUACAAGAGCACAUCCAGUAAAGACAAUACAUCAACAUAAUAAUGCAGGAUAUUUCAGUAAAAAUAGAAUAAAUAAAAUAAAAA
Messenger RNA from Tyto alba (common barn owl), 6973 nucleotides. RefSeq names its product NOP2/Sun RNA methyltransferase family member 7 (gene NSUN7). Lineage: Eukaryota; Metazoa; Chordata; Aves; Strigiformes; Tytonidae. The record is from RefSeq and is a predicted model, not a curated record. The transcript has 11 exons. Gene Ontology annotation, molecular function: methyltransferase activity. The coding region runs from base 1691 to 3676 and encodes 661 amino acids.